CGGGAGCGCGCAGCACCGGGCCGGGCUCGGGGCCCGUGCGGCGGGGCCGCCAUGGCCGCCACGGCCGGGAGCCGCACGCACAAGAUCGGGAGCGUCUUCAGCCGGGCGCGGAACCUGGUGCGCAUCGGGCUGCUGCGGAAGCCGCUGUGGCUGGACGUGUACGCCGCGUUCCCGCCGCUGCGGGAGCCCGUGUACCGCGUGCCGCGGCCGCGCUACGGGAGCGGCGACCCCAUCGCAGCCGUGCUCUACCGGGAGGACACCGUGCGGGCGAAGUUUUACAGAGUUUAUGGCAAUGGCCCCAAACCUUUCGACCUGACUCAGUUAAACUUCAAAUCCACCUGCCAGAGGUUUGUUGAGAAAUACAAUGAACUGAAGGAAGAGGGGAAGAUUGAAGAGGAGAAAUUGUUUGAAGAAACAGGAAAAGCCCUUUUGGCCAGUGGGAUCCUGUUACAGAGGAGAGGAGUGGACAGAGUGAGUAUGAAAUAUCCAGAGGAUGCUGCCUCACAGCUCCAGGCCGUGCUGGGGGAGCUGCAGGACAAGAGGAAGGACGGGCAGGAGCAGCCACCAGAGCUGGCAGGGACACAGAAGGAGAGUCCCUGUCCCUCCUGACAGCCCUGUCACCCCAGCAGCCGCCUGCAGCCCUCCUUGGGGACAUUUCCCUGAGGAACAGGCUCCUGGUGCCCUCCAGGCUCGUCCAUGGCACACCUGCUCCCUCUGCCCAGCUCCACAUUGAUAAACUCACAGAUAAUCUUAUUUUGUUUAAUGUUCACAACUGUUUUCUGAAAUCGAGUUGGAAAACACCGAGUGUAAAAGUGGAAAAUUAAAGCAUUUCCUUUAAAAUUGGA
This is a messenger RNA of Melozone crissalis (California towhee), 845 nucleotides long. It is a transcript of the gene MRPS23, whose product is annotated as mitochondrial ribosomal protein S23. NCBI's taxonomy places the organism in Eukaryota, Metazoa, Chordata, Aves, Passeriformes, Passerellidae. Gene Ontology annotation, molecular function: structural constituent of ribosome. The record is from RefSeq and is a predicted model, not a curated record. The transcript has 5 exons. Gene Ontology annotation, biological process: translation. Gene Ontology annotation, cellular component: mitochondrion; ribosome. Bases 52 to 609 code for a protein of 185 amino acids.